Oryza sativa Japonica Group (Japanese rice) is the source of this 2783-nucleotide messenger RNA. Its product is annotated as LOB domain-containing protein 1. Lineage: Eukaryota; Viridiplantae; Streptophyta; Magnoliopsida; Poales; Poaceae. The record is from RefSeq and is a predicted model, not a curated record.
GGGACUUGGGCCGUGCUUUAUCAGGCCGGCCCAAGGCACGACGGCCCGGCACGCUAGAAAGCACGGUCCGGCACAGCCCGUACGUGGGCCGUGCCUGGGCCUGGACAACGGGCACGACGGGCGGCACGGCACGUAAACGGCCCGAUGGUCCAUGGCACGAUAAUGGCCCGAUGGGCUUUUCUCAUCCAUCCAUCAGGCGCCGUGCUUGUGCCGGCCCGGCACGAAUAGGCCCAUCGGGCCAUUGGGCCGUGCUUGGGCGGCGUCCAUGAAGACGCCGUGCUGGCACGGCCCGAUUUGGCACGAAGCACGCUGGGCCGUGCCUAGCCCGGAACGGCCCAUGUCCCAGCUCUAACCGUCGCUAACAAACUCCUCCUCUCGUCUUCCUCCGCACGCCACGCGCCCACGCCUCGCCGUCGCCGAUGAGAGGAGAGGAGCCCGCUUGGUGACGCGAGCGCCCGCGCGCGCGAGGCGACCACCGGCGGGGCGGCGGGAGCAAUGGAGGUAUUCCAGGACGUGGAGUCCGUCCGGCUUCGGUCGCGGGUGGACGGCAGCGUCGGCAGGUACCUCCUCGCCAGCGAAGACGAUCAACGCCGAGGCCGAGGGCGGCGACGGCGUCCUCCUCCCGGGCCACGUGCUCCUCCGCGGCGCCUACGGCCGCUAUCUCGGUGCCCCCGACGCCAUCAGCCACUUCUGGGCGCGCCCUUCUGCUUCUGGCCCGCCGCCGGGCAGCGCGACUUCGACAGGGAGGAGGUGAGGUCGACGCCAUCAUGUGGCGUGCCGUCGGGCUGGGCGCCGGCGGCUGGCGACGGCGUCGUCCUGCUGCACGACAAGUACGACCGCGCGCUACCUGCGCGUCAACGAGAGGUGGCUCCCGUGCCUCGCCGGCGUCGCGGCCUUCAACGACGGCGACCUCAACAUCCCGAUGCAGUGGGAGGUGCUUCCCGUCCCCACAACUCUCUUCAGGCGAGACAUCCCGGCCAUGGGCCAUAGACUUGAGUACCUGCCUCGCAGCUGGGAGACCCUGCACGUCGUCCUUGUCAAGUCCAACACCGCAGGUUGAUGUGAUGGGAAAAGUAGGAAGUUUGGAUGAAAACUUUGGAUCUAAACACACCCUCAGUUGAGGUUCCAUGGUUUCACUGAAAGAGGGGGUUCCACCUGAAACUUUCCCCAGAUGUUUAUGGGUACUUGACAGGACCGUCGACAGAAGGUUCGUCAGCUUAUUAGAGACAGACUCCGUGAAUCCUUUUGUGCUGAACUUGUUUUGUUGGUACUUGACACAAGUUUCGUUGGUCGAUUAGCGACAGAGAGUAGAUUUUUCUGCCGAUGCUGAAUAUAGUUUUAUGUUGCUCUCAGAUGCGCAACGACUCGCAUUCUCGCAAGAUUAACUCCUUUGAGCAGAUUCGUUUCGUUUCCAGCGAGCAGAACAAGUUCAGAUGUUCUCUGAAUCUUCAGAGUUUUAGAGGUCUGAUUCAGAGUCUAGGAGUUUCAGAAUUGAAGCUUGCUCCAAUGGAACGAUUCUCCAGAAUUAACUGGACUAGCUAGUUAAUGAGUUAUUAAGAACAGUUAACUACCGAAGGAAGAUGGUGGAUGAUCGAACGGUGGGAGUGAAACGAAACCUGAUAGUUACUGUGGAGGACUGCUUACUUUCCGUUUUAACUUUUUCAUCCUUAACCGCAGUUGAAACCGCCGAUGUGAGCAGGAAAUUACAGUGGUAAUAUUCGCGUUUUGGGGCACAUAAUCCAGAGGCAGUUGAAUAUGUAAUUUGAGAUGGAGACGAAUUAACCCACCAACACAAGAGGUUAACAGUGAAUUCGAAUCGGGCUCAGUACGUGCACUACACAGACUCUCGCACUAUAUCUAUAUUUUUGCUUCGGUGCCCGAAGCGAGCCGACCACACUAGCCUCGCCUCGCCACGCCACGCCACGCCGCCGAAAUUUCAUCGAGUUCUUGACCCCCUCGCUGACGAAGAAUUAAUCAAUGGCGGAGCCGCCGCCGUCGCCGACGACGACGACGACCCAACAGGCGUGCGCCGCGUGCGCACACCACGGGGCAAGCAGCUGCCCGCCGAACUGCGCCCCCCCCCCCCCCCCGGCCGACAAGCCGAAGCGCUUCUGGUACGCGCGCCUCAUGUUCGGCAUGGAGAGGAUCCUCGGCUUCUCGGAGGCGGAGAAGCAGGGGAUCCGGCCCAACGGCUCCACCGUGAUUAGCAUGGCGGCCGUCGUCUACCUCGCCGACGCGAGGGUCGAGGACCCCAUCCUUGGCGCCUACGGCCGGAUUCUCAAGCUCCAGCAGCAGCUCGACCGCCUCAAGGCCGAGCGCGCUCGCCAACACCAUCCGGCAACGUCAAGCCCAGCCCCAGCCGACGACGUCGCCCUCCAGCCCGAGCCCUUCCACCAGCCGCCGGCGCAGCCGUCGACGCCGCCGGCGUUAGCGAUACCGGACGAGGAGGAGGAGGAGGACAACGACGACGACGAGGACGAGGACGAGGAGGAGGGUCAAGAGGACGGGGAGGGUCACGCGCCUGCAGAUGAUGAUGUGCCUUGUGCCAAAAGGAGAAAGCAUAAUUAAUUAACGAGCUAGAUUUAAGUUCUUAAUUAUCCAGGAUUAUUAGGUCAUUUAUUACACUUCUGCAAUCCCUGAAUUCAAAGUUAGCUAUCCCCAUAUUUCAUCAACUGUUUGGCUUCAUGCAUAUGUUUUUUUUAUUUUUGGGCACUGUAGCAUUUGUUUCGAUGUAGCACGUUAUCAAAGUAAUACUAUAGAGAAAUUUUAUCGUACUUGAAAAA